AUGCUGAACAGUGAAGCUGAUGUCAAUGGUUGGUUUGUGGAAUGUUAUGAAGAUGAACCAGACAGAGGGUAUGGAGCGAAUGUAGGCAAGGUCUUCAAGGUCCUCAGAGCUACUUCCUUUCAAAACCCCUUUCUGCCUGCUAGGGAACAGUUUGCUGGAGGUGGAUCAUAUGGAAAUGGAGCAGCAAUGCGUGUGAGUCCUGUGGGACUGUUUUACAGUCGAGACAGUGAAGAGUCAGAAGCAAUAAAGGUUGCAAAGAUGCAAUCACUAGUCACUCAUGCUCAUCCUCUUGGCUACUUUGGAGCCAUUCUUAUGUGCUUGGCUAUUAGGGAGGCAUUGAAGGUCCCAAGUGAUACACCUGUUAACCCUGAUGAAUUCUUGGAUGCCCUCCAGCUGAAACUGAAUGCCCUUCCAUUUGUUAGUGAAAAUGAUGGUGAUGUAGUUGAAGUUGAAGCUGAACUCAAGAAGAUGAAGAUUACAAUGAUGGGAGUGAAGAUGCAAGCAGGAAUAGAGGUAGACCAAGGGGGCAAGAAACUGUUGAUACCUGGUGAAUCCAGAGAGGAGGGAGCUGCUGCAGAGUACAGAGAAAAGUUGUUGGCUUGCAGGAAACUUCUGAAGAAAGACUUUGACAAGGAUGAAAUAGUGAAUCAGUUGGGGAACUCAGUCUCUGCUGUGGACUCUGUCAUCACUGCAUUCUAUUGCUUCCUUGCCUGCUAUAAUUACAAUCAAGCACAUGAAUUCAUGGUGGAGGCCAGUGGAAAUGAGGAGGGGAUGGAGAAAAGCUUGAGACUGGCCUGCAUGUUGGGAGGAGAUACAGACACCAUCGCAAACAUGGCGUGUGCCCUUGUUGGAGCCCAUGUUGGCCUCAACUCUCGCAUUUGUUUUCUCCUUGACAGCUGUGAGGAGGGCAAUGAACCUCUAGACCUUGGUCGGCACAUCUACGACCUUGUUUACCCCUCAGCAUCUUGAUGUAACUCUCAUACCAUGUUGUAAUUCAGGGUGGUCCAUCUGGUGGCCUGCAGUAGUUCCUUCUCUGACUGUCACAGUCAGAAAAUUAGAACUUUGACAAGAAUGUGUACUGUAGGAAUUACUCUUGUUCUUUUCCUUGGAGCUUAUUCCAUGAUUCCUUGCAGCCAAAAAUCAUUGGAGGCCAGGUCUGACACACAGGCCACCAGUUGGACCACUCUGUUGUAAUUCAUCACCCUUCCUUUUCUCCUGCAUGGAGACAAUGUCAUUUUUUAUUAAAAUAAAAUUUUCACUGAGAAAUGUCCAUUCAAAAUUU
Molecule: messenger RNA, 1282 nt
Organism: Darwinula stevensoni
Lineage: Eukaryota; Metazoa; Arthropoda; Ostracoda; Podocopida; Darwinulidae
Source: the annotation of a GenBank genome assembly